Messenger RNA from Zonotrichia leucophrys gambelii, 1299 nucleotides. RefSeq names its product LITAF domain containing (gene LITAFD). Bases 65 to 499 code for a protein of 144 amino acids. Gene Ontology annotation, cellular component: cytoplasmic side of lysosomal membrane; nucleus; cytoplasmic side of late endosome membrane. The transcript is spliced from 5 exons. The record is from RefSeq and is a predicted model, not a curated record. Lineage: Eukaryota; Metazoa; Chordata; Aves; Passeriformes; Passerellidae. Gene Ontology annotation, molecular function: zinc ion binding.
CAGGGCAGGGAGAUUCACGCAGGGAAGGUUUCAUUUUGCCCUUCUCUCGCAGGUGAGCGCAGGGAUGGCGGCGGAGAAGCAGCGGCCGCAGGUGCCCAUGGUGAUGUACGAGCCGCACCCCGAGCGGUUCCCGGAGCCCUCGGCGCCGCCGCUGGGCCAGGACGGGGGCUAUGAGUAUCCUUCUCCCCCACCCUACUCGUACCGAGAGACCACCAUCGUGGAGGAGCCCGUUUAUUUGGUGUCCCAGCCUCCCAUCAUCGUGGCAGGGAUCUUCUCCAGCAAACCAACAUCCACAAUCUGUCCUUCGUGCCGCCAGCACAUCACCACCCAGGUCACCUACAGACUGGGCAAGCUGUCCUACCUCCUGUGCACCAGCCUGUGCAUGGUUGGGUGCUGCUUCGGAUGCUGCUUCGUCCCUCUCUUCAUCAAGCUCUUCAAGGAUGCAGAUCAUUACUGCCCAUACUGCCAAUUUCACAUUUAUAGAUACAAAAGACUAUAGAAACAAACUUUGUACAACCAGAUGCUGUAAAGCCUCUAUUUCCCAAUGGCAUAAGAUUCUGCACAUAAAACUACUGCUAGGAAACUCCCAGGACUAUGCUCAGGUUCUGCAGCUCCCUUGCUGGUGAACCCACCUGGUAAACUCCAGUUUAGCACCACAUGGUUGGACUGGCCAUAAAACAAAAAACACUUCAAGACUAAUUUGCACUAUCAUUUAAUUUACGCUCUAUUUGAUUCGCUGCCCUGUGCUGUGAAGUUUCCAGCUGGUGAGUUCUUCAGCUCCUCUCAAAUCCCCCACCCAGCUGGGACACAGACUCCUCUGGACCUCUCAGCCCAGCACUACCCAAGGUUUGGAUGUGGAUGUUUCAGAGAAGCUUUUACCUUCACUGCACUGGAACUGACUGGCUGGGAUUUCAUUUCUCUCUGCUCUUCUCCCUGCAGGAUCUACCCCUGCAGGGCUGUGGGUGGUACAGUGUGGCUGAUUAUUUAUUAACAAAACACUGAGUUAUGAGACUGUCUUUACUCUGUUAUUUAUAAGGUAAGAAAAUAAACCUGUUAUUGUUCACAAGGCUGGUAAAUCUGCUGUGUGCAUUGCUGCCAUGCCCUGCUGCACCCAGAGCAGAGAUGCAGGUCACUGGGACACCCUCUUUGCAUUAACAAACUACAAUGCAAAAGGCAAACACACAAAGAAGAAAAAUCAGCAAACACAGCCUGAAAAAAGUCGCCACAACACAAGGCCUUUAUUUCACCUCUCAGCCCUCUCACUGCAGUGCAUCAUCUCCCAAAACAGGACUUAUUAGA